Messenger RNA from Owenia fusiformis, 1823 nucleotides. NCBI's taxonomy places the organism in Eukaryota, Metazoa, Annelida, Polychaeta, Sabellida, Oweniidae. The record is from the annotation of a GenBank genome assembly.
UGAAGUAAUAUGCCUUACGCUGAGCGGGCGUUUUGAUAGUUUGUCAUAAUUCAGAAGUAAUAGCGAAGUGUCAAGUGAGACUCAACAGAGCAGCAGGCGACUUCUUACGAAUUGUCAGACUUUCUUUGUAAACAUCCAGCUACAAAAGAUGGAUUGGUUAAAUAGAGCAACAUCAACCAAAUGCAAUAAUUAUGGCUAAACGGGAUUUAAGGAGGUUAAAGGAGUUCCCGAUACGCAUUCUUGGAUAAAAAGUGAAGGAAAAUACGAAUUGUAGCCUCAAAGAAGACAGCAGAUCUUUCACCCACAACAUUGGAAUUGUUUUUUUUCCAAAGUAAUUGGAAUGUUUAACAUAACAAAUAAUAUAAGUGCCACUAGAAUGGAUAGACCACAUUAUCUUAGUCACGAAAUAACGAAUAUGGAUGUUAUUCAUACAAUUGAUACCGAGGCUUCGAAACACUUCAACAGCGCCAUCUAUUCUAUGAACGCCACAGAAGAUCCAACGCUAUCUAAUGACCUUGAUGGAACAUGCGAUUGGCAAGACACAGAGCUCAGAAUCAAAAUACAGUUCAUAACUCGAGGAAUUAUAAUUCCAAUAAUUUGUGUUGUUGGGAUUCUAGCGAAUAUCGUCACUCUAGUUAUCUUUACUCGGCCGCAUAUGAGAAAUGUCACAACAAUGUUUCUGGUGGGAAUGGUUAUAGCGGAUUCCAGUGGCCUCAUUACCCUACUGGUCUCGUUCACAUACUUUUACAGUUCUUACAAAUGGCUAUGGUUGGAAAAUCGUGAUGUCCGAUGGCUUGCACAAAUCCCGAUUGCCUGGAAGUUAUUUUACGCAGUAUUUAACAUUCCAACUAAUGUUUUCCUCACAGCAUCAAAUGCGUUAGCUUCUGGGGUGACAAUCUUUAGAUAUGUGGCUGUAAGGCUGCCAUUAAAAGCGAACACUUUCUGCACUCCCCGCAAGGCCCAAGUGACAAUCACGCUUAUAUUUGUUUACUCGCUUGUUCUCAACAUUCCGGAUUGUUUUAUGAAGACAGUGAGGCCCAUCAAGCAUCUAAAUAUGACAUACCAAAUUAUCGAAUCGACUGAAUUUUACUCCAACAAACUGUUUAACAAUGUAUAUUAUCCAACGAGGGUUGUCCUUAAUAUAUUUCUCCCUUGGUUCAUGUGUUUUGUGCUCAGUACGUCACUGUUAAUGUCCUUGAGGAAAAAAGUCCGCGGAAGCCGAAUGGAAUCAAGGGCGUCUGCUCAAUAUAGAAAACUUAGAAACAGUAGAAGACGGCGAAAUGACCGAAUAACGAUCACAAUUAUCGCCGUGAACGCGUCAUUCAUUAUCUGCCAGGGACCCGCCGUUGUUUUGAAUAUAUUAAUGUUAAAAUUUCGAGAUCGUGAUGAAUUAUAUUGCGAUAAUUUUGUCAUAGCAACGUGUAUUUGCGAUCUCUUUUUAGCCCUCAACCUUGCCCUCAAUUUCUUUUUAUACGCGGUUGCUCACGUUGAGUUUAGAAAGGCAGUCAAGGCUUUUAUAUCUGUUCUUUUCACAAGGAAGACGUCCUUGACUUCCAUUACUGGCCUUUCUAUAACACUCAACACAAUGACUCCCCAUUCCUCCACUAGUGACUUUGAAAAGAAAUACGAGGGGUAUCCAAGAAGUUCUAGUGUUAAUGAUCUCUGAUUUGAACAUAUCGAAUACAAAGAUAAACGACUAUUUAUUUUUAAUUGUUUUCGAUUUAUUUAUUUUUGUACUUAAACUCACAAAAGUGACUUAAGCAGUGGCUAUUUAAGGUACAUAUUGUAAAAGUACGUACGAUCAUACAUGUAUUUUAAUGGUG